UGACCUUGUCGGAAGUUUGUUAUGGUGCUGGUUGGGUAGCCGGAAUAAGAUUGUCGGGUGCUGAGAUGAUAGACAACAUGUGUGAGAACUGGAGUAUGGUGGCGGAAAUCGUCCUCUUUCUCGAAGGUUAUAGUGAGGAGACGGAACAGAUUCACUGCUUCUGCAGCAGAGCCUACGUCCAUGAUCGGAAACUUUACAGGAUGGGAUUAAUGGGGACAUGUUAUGACUAUGAAGAUAAUGGAGAUAUCCAAGAGGAAGACAAAAAGAGUGAAGAAGACUUGAACAUUAAUGAGCCCACUCUUAAUACUGUAGACCCUCAGGGGGAAAACAGAGUGGAUAGUGAGGCAGAACUGAUGGCAAAUAUGGGAUUACCUCUCCAGUUUGGAAGUUCUUCUAGCAAUAGACAAUUAGUGCCAAUUGCAGUUUCAAAGAAAAAGAUCAGAAAGAAAAAACUAAAUUAUCAGCACGCUGAGGAUCUGACUGAAGUUUGUAAAGAGUAUCCAAAAGAAUUUUUAAAUGGCGUUUCUGAUGUAACUGGCUUAGAGUUGACUGAUAGCAAAACAGAUUUUGAAAUGGAAAAUACUGGUGUUGAUCAUUCAAGUGAUGGAGCAGUGGUUCCUGAGCUCGCGUCCAAGCCAGACUGGGACAAAUAUUGGAAUCAGUAUGGUGAGGGUAUUCUUUGGGAAAAUUGGUUGAACAAACACCCUGAGUGGUCAGAAGACUCACUUGCACCUUGGGAUUCCCUUGAUACUAAGGAGCAAUGGCAACAGUUUUAUGCUGAUCAAUAUUGGCUGUAUUAUGAGCAGUUUCAGUACUGGAUAGAUCAAGGAUGGUCUGUGGAUUGGACUAAAGAAAGUGAUCUUGGGAAAGAUCUAUUUUGCACAAAUGCAGAUGAAACAGAAGACUCUUUCAUUAAUACUGCAAAUAAUUCUCAUGAACAUGUCAAGACUCUAAUGCCAGUAGAAUCUACCAAUGCAUCAAAUGGUAAUGAAGUUAGUUAUGGAAAAAUUGUCAGUUUGAUCAAUGAUAUAAGACUCCAUCCAGAAAGUGAGACCAAGCAAUCAACUGGCGUGAAUAGCAAUAUCUGCUGGAGUUUUGCUGAUGCUGCAGUUUCAUGUGUGUGUGCUGCUGAUGAGAAAGAACCGUGUAAUGGAGACAACAGCAAAAGAUCUGCAUCUGAUGGAACUAUCUCCACAGUUCAUUCAGAUUCUCAUAAAAUUUCCAACAAAGCUUUAAAAACUGAUAUGACAGCAGGAAAGAGCCACACCAGUGAAGAUGACGGUGAUCCAACUGAACAUAGACGAGUAAAGAUGAAGAGAAGUCAUGAACUUGAUGCUGAAGAGAAUCCAGUUGUGGCAUUAGAAGAUGCAUACUUAGCUCUUGGCUUCAAGUACCAUGCCAGUAAAAACAUUUCAAAAUUAGGGCACGCGCAGUAUCGUAAAUUCACUGAGCUGACGUCCAGACACGUUGACUUGCAUCAGCCACCAGCUACCAAAAAUAAACACAUAUUCUUCAGUGAAGAAGGAGAUGUUGUGAAAUUUAAGAAGAGCAGAACAUUAGAAAAGGUACAAAGAUUUUUAAAACAAAUUGUGCCUUCAAACGAUUCUCUUUCAACUGACACACAAACUCCGCCUUGUGUGGUACACAGCUCUGAGGAAUGUAGCAACUCUGAGCAGCACCACAGACCUGAAGCAGAGAGCUCCACUGUAUGUGAAAAGAGCAAUAGGGGAGAUGGAGAUGAUGGCACUUGUGUUGAUGGGAAAUUCAUAACUUGUGUCAGUGAUCCCUCCAAAUUGAAUGAAUGCAUUAAAGGCAACAAUGAAGAGCUUCCUGAAAAGUAUGAUAUGACCCCUCCUUCUGCCAAAAACUUUGAACCAUUUUCUGACAGACAGCUGGUUCCUCUGGAUAUACCAGAUUUUCUUCUUCAUGAUACUGAUGUAACUGAGAGGGAUGAUGAACUGCAAACCACAAAGAAUGUUAGAAAGGACAAAAAAAGAAGGAAGAAGAAAAAGAAAGUUAUUGAUAUUCCCUCUGACAUCGUAGCAGUUCCAGAAUUGACCAAAUACUGGGUCCAGCGUUACAGACUGUUUUCGCGCUUUGAUGAGGGAGUCAAACUUGAUCAGGAAGGCUGGUUUUCGGUCACUCCUGAGAAGAUUGCUGAGCACAUUGCCAAUCGUGUCAUGCAGAGUUCUCAAUGUGAUAUCAUUGUUGAUGCAUUUUGUGGAGUUGGAGGCAAUUCAAUUCAGUUUGCGUUAACUGGAAAGAGAGUGAUUGCUGUUGAUAUUGAUCCUGUGAAAAUAGACUUUGCACAAAACAAUGCUAGAGUCUAUGGAGUGUCUGAACAGAUUGAAUUUAUCCUCGGUGACUUCAUGCUACUGGCUUCUGACCUAAAGGCCGAUGCUGUUUUCCUCAGUCCUCCAUGGGGAGGCCCUGAUUAUGUCAAUGCAGAAAUCUUUGACCUGAAGACUAUGAUGUCUCUUGAUGGAUAUCCUUCAAAGCCUAUAUUCAGAGUUUUAAAAUAUAUCUUUAUAGUAGAGAAAUUAGGUGGCAUCCUUAGCUGGAGCAGGUGGACAAGUAGAAAUUGAACAGAAUUUUCUCAACAACAAACUGAAGACAAUCACUGCUUAUUUUGGUGACUUAAUCCAGAAUGCGUAGGACAAUUUAAAUAUCAGCAUUUGUUUAAUUUGUUUGAUUCAAAUAAAGCUUAAUUGGUAUGUACUGCUCAUUCCAGUGAUUUACAUAGUUUUUUAUAAUAAAA
Messenger RNA from Hemiscyllium ocellatum (epaulette shark), 2758 nucleotides. It is a transcript of the gene tgs1, whose product is annotated as trimethylguanosine synthase 1. Gene Ontology annotation, cellular component: nucleus. The transcript has 12 exons. The record is from RefSeq and is a predicted model, not a curated record. The coding region runs from base 66 to 2585 and encodes 839 amino acids. Lineage: Eukaryota; Metazoa; Chordata; Chondrichthyes; Orectolobiformes; Hemiscylliidae. Gene Ontology annotation, biological process: 7-methylguanosine cap hypermethylation; 7-methylguanosine RNA capping. Gene Ontology annotation, molecular function: RNA cap trimethylguanosine synthase activity.